Astrephomene gubernaculifera is the source of this 2229-nucleotide messenger RNA. The record is from the annotation of a GenBank genome assembly. NCBI's taxonomy places the organism in Eukaryota, Viridiplantae, Chlorophyta, Chlorophyceae, Chlamydomonadales, Astrephomenaceae.
AUGCAGUUCUGCUAGCACCAUAUAUAUAAUAAGCAAAAUAGUGACCUAAGUUGUUUUGUGAGCUUUAACUGCUUAGGUCUUGCAAGCUAGAUAUCGCUAAUACUGGUAUGGCGUCUUCAAACCUUAUUAAAUCUUCAACACAUGUGCACCCUAAUCGACUACGACCGUCAGCGGUUUUAUGCGCGUUGCAACCCGCACGAGCGCUUUCCACCAGACACUAUCAACUACGAGAAGUGCCCACGUGCUGCGCUCGCCGCGUUCGGUGUAAUGGCUUCUUUGGAGGCUUCUUCGGGCGAGGUGGCGCCACGGCAACGAAGCAGGCACAGAAACCAUCUCUAGAGGACGACCUAGGCCCUGAUGUGGAGGAGUUGUUGCUCGUGGAGACGCAGCAGGCGGGCGGCAGCAAGGCGCAGAUCAUCUACCGCAACGGCGGCCCCGUGGUAGCAGCUGACCUGGAGCGGCUCUGCGUCAAGGUCGGCUGGCCCGCCCGGCCAGUCGCCAAGGUGGAGGCAGCGCUGCGGAACUCCUUCCUGGUCGCCUCGCUCGUCAUGCGGGUCACACUGCCCAGCCAAUCCGCUGCCAAGGGCAGCGGUGAUGCGGAGGAGGUGGUGGUUUCGGAGCAGCUCAUCGGGCUGGCUCGUGCUACCAGCGACCAUGCCUUCAACGCCACCAUUUGGGACGUGCUGGUGGACCCUGAGUUCCAGGGUCAAGGUCUAGGCAAGGCGCUGGUGGAGCAAAUGGUGCGCUCGCUGCUGCGGAGGGACAUCACCAACAUCACCCUGUUCGCAGAUUCCAAGGUAUUGGACUUCUACCGGCAGAUGGGCUUUGAGGCGGACCCCGAGGGCAUCAAGGGCAUGUUCUGGUAUCCCAAGUUUUGAAAGUACGGCGUGGGAAUGUGGUGACGAAGUUGAGUACGGCAGGGAGCAAGGGGGGCAAUUUUGCAAGCAGGCUUUGCCCGAGUGCUGUGUCUCCUAGGCUAGCUAUGGCCGCUAACAUACUUGGACAAAACGCUGGCUGGCUGCUGCUUACUGUGCUUGUCUUUGGAGCAGUGCAUUUUCAAAUCUCGCAGCUGCAUUAUGACCGAUUGCAGCUAAAGGUGUUUGUAGUUUACCUUGAUAGCCUGGGCGCUGUCAUACCGCAGGCUAGACUUGGCUUAAUGGACGGGCGCCUCUGCUGGGAGUGCUGGGAAGUAUGGGUAGUUUAGGUUGCAACUGUGUGCGCAGUGCUGCAAAUGGCUCGUAAUGCAGAGGCAUUGUAGAGCAGGUGGAUUAGCGGUGCAGUUUGAGUGAGAGUACGCGGUUCGUAACGCCGUGAGGACCUGUGCGGGAUGCGGUUUGAUGGCGGUGAGAGGUAGGUAUGUAUCUUCCAUGCAGGCGCAUGGCCUUCAAGGUUGAGGAGCAGAGGAGUUGUGGCAGGGUUACGUGAUCCGUAUAGCCUUAGGAGCAUGGGAACAGAUCAAAUGGGGAGGUGCCAACGAGAGGUUUUGGUGCGAACAGUGAGGCAGCGUUUUGAGAGGAGCAGAGAGCCAAGAGGGGCGCAUGAGAGCGGUUAGCUUUAGCGUGGGUUUGCCUGGAUUGUUGAGGAUGGGCUGUGUGCGGUCUGCCGGGGGCUGUACAAACGCUAUUACUUGGAUGGAGGAGGUCCGUUCGGGUACAUGACAAGUGGUUUGUUGGGCGCAAUCUUGCACAAGAUAGAAAACUGUUCUCUGGACUGCGCAUUGCUGCUGUGAAUGCACCGGGCUGCUGUUAUUCAGAAGCGUUCUUUCAUGAUGAGGUGCAGCAAGACCCUCCGGGCGCAAUCGCUUGGAUCAAGAAUCGGUGGAAGCCGAUUUUGUUUUCGUUAGGCCGGUUAGGCAUCUGCUGUUUGCCCCUGAACGACUGGGAGCUGCACGAGAGGCACCACAUGCCGGCUAGGAGAGUGUGCAAUGCAGCGAAUGUGAGUUGUGUUUAAAGUGCUGUUAAUUUAUGCACCGUGACAGAUGGCCUGGCGUGUAGCUUGUUGACAGGGAGUUAGCUGAGGUGGUUUUGCACUAGGCCACAGGGGCAUAAACGUUAUGACUGGUGUUUACUGGGAGAUCCAAGAGAGAUUCAUGACAAGUAAAUCUCGGAGCAGGAGAGCAGGGCAAGAUCAGGACGAUCUGGGUCAACACCGGAUGCUCGUUCAGCAUCCGGUUCUGCUUCCUUCAGGCGUACCGAUAGACUUGAAGGACAAGUUAGCGAGCAACGGUGA